AUGGCUAGACCUGUGAGCUCUGCCACCAGAGCAGCUGUAGGUUCAUCGACUGCCACCAUUACAUUGGAGAAUCCGGAGGGAACAUCUUCUUCAUCGUCGUCUAGUCAGCCGCAGAAGUCAAAUACUCUAACGAUUCGCCUUAACCGAAAGAAAAAGCAAGUAACCUGGAAAGAAGGGACUGUGGACAACGAGUUUAUGCAGAAGAAAAGUUCGAAAAAAUGUUGUAUUUUCCAUAAACAGAAGCCUUUCGAUGAAGACGACAGUGAUCAAGAAUAUGAAGAUCACCACCACCACGACAAGGACGACAUUAAGGGAUGUUGUUUUAAUUAA
Cannabis sativa is the source of this 330-nucleotide messenger RNA. Its product is annotated as protein phosphatase 1 regulatory subunit INH3-like. The coding region runs from base 1 to 330 and encodes 109 amino acids. The transcript has a single exon. Gene Ontology annotation, molecular function: protein phosphatase 1 binding; protein serine/threonine phosphatase inhibitor activity. Gene Ontology annotation, cellular component: nucleus. Lineage: Eukaryota; Viridiplantae; Streptophyta; Magnoliopsida; Rosales; Cannabaceae. The record is from RefSeq and is a predicted model, not a curated record.